This is a messenger RNA of Gopherus evgoodei (Goodes thornscrub tortoise), 979 nucleotides long. RefSeq lists its product as uncharacterized. The record is from RefSeq and is a predicted model, not a curated record. The coding region runs from base 344 to 979 and encodes 211 amino acids. The transcript has 3 exons. NCBI's taxonomy places the organism in Eukaryota, Metazoa, Chordata, Testudines, Testudinidae.
CAGGAGGGGUUUCCUCCCGAAAGGACCACCCCGAGAGGAGAUUUGACCAAUCAGGGCGACUUCCGGGGGUGGAUGACCCCGUCUAGAAGAGGGUCAUGUGACCCCUCUAAGAACUCCUCCCACCACCCUCUACCAAUCAGGAGGGGUUUCCUCCCGAAAGGACCACCCCGAGAGGAGAUUUUGACCAACCGGGGUGACCCCUCUAAGAACUCCUCCCAAGGCCCUCCGCCAACCCGAGUGCAGCACCAAUACCCCAUAAGUACCAGCGCCGAACAGAGGAGGCCAUUUUUCUUACCAAGGACACGUGUUUUAGAAAGCGUGGAAAGGCUGCUCAGAGGAAAACAUGGACUCCUUUACCACCCCCGUUAGAGCUUCGGACUUUGUUUUACCCCCGAGAGUCUUUGACCGUCCACGGAGAAAACGUUACAUCAGCGACAGUUCUGAGGAGGAGGUUGUGACUGCGGGGAGCCCUUUGGCCCAGCCGUUGUUGGAUACGCCGGAAUCCGACCCCGAAACUCUUGUGAGACAUCCCAAAGAGCCUGAUGACCUCUCUUUGUCCACCCCCUCAGAUCGCCGCUUGGGAGAGUCACCGGUGGACAAGGCAAAUGGAAAAGAUGGCACUCAGGAGCUCGACGAUGCCUUUCUAGAGGACCCAGAGCCCCUGGACAGCGUUGCAUCAAGCAGUGAAGAUGAACCGGGCCCACCAUGUUUUUGCUCAACACCAAUACAAAUUGUUGAAGAGGGCUCCGAGGAUGAUGGGUUUGAAGAGUUUAGGAGGAGGCUAGGCAUAGAACUGUCCGAGCCAGUGCCACGUCGUGAGCGUAAAAAAGUUAUGCGGAUUAUUGUACGCGUUGCUGUUUAUGCUGUCCUUAAACACUGCCUUAGGGAAAAGCUUUUUGAAGAUUGUGAGGGCUGUGUCAUUGAUGCGCCAGCCCAACGGCACCAUGACUGUGUUAUGCUAUGCAAUGUCUGUGCCUAA